Cynara cardunculus var. scolymus (artichoke) is the source of this 1895-nucleotide messenger RNA. Its product is annotated as probable glycosyltransferase At3g07620. Gene Ontology annotation, molecular function: glycosyltransferase activity. Lineage: Eukaryota; Viridiplantae; Streptophyta; Magnoliopsida; Asterales; Asteraceae. Bases 211 to 1884 code for a protein of 557 amino acids. The transcript has 5 exons. The record is from RefSeq and is a predicted model, not a curated record.
ACAAACCAAAUGAUUAUUCAAAUCAUCUCUCAUCUUUCCCUUCAAUUAUUUAACUUGUUGCACUGAAUAACAGAAAAACCGAUCUUCCAUGGACACUCUACAAGAUUAGCUCCAUUUUGUCUCUCCUUGUUUAUAAUCUGGUGAUUUCCAGUUACAGGGGUGGUAUGGUCAGUGUCUUUGGAGGACAAGUUAUUUCAGUGCUGUAUACAAAUGGGCCAUAUACUUCAGAAAUUGUCAUGCGUUGUGGGGGUGGUGUUUGCUGUUGUUAUAGUAUUUCAGUAUUUUGAAUUUCCAUAUGGUGAUGUCAUAUCAUCUUUAUUUUCUGCUAGCAAGAUUCAGAUAACAGAAACUGGAAGCUACCCGCCUGAAAAGUCAUACCCGUUUCCCCAAAUAUUAGCGGACAUCCCCCAUGGUGCUGAAGGUACAGAGCCUACUGAUGUUCACGAUAAGGGUAUUGGGACUACAUACAAGGGACAUGAUGCACACAUCAGAAAGGAUACAAGGAAAAAGGAAUUGGAUGAUUCCAUAGAUUUGAGGGGGAAUGGUGUAUCAGGAAAUCAGGUAGUAGAAAAGCAGAACUUUAAAGAACACAAGGCAUCAUUGAGAGGAAUUGUCCCACUAGCCAAUGUGUCAUCUGUGAAAGAAGUCUCUUGUAAGAAGCAAAAGAGGAACGUAGUGUCAAUUUCUGAUAUGUACAAUAUUUUAGUCCACAAUCGUGCUUCUUCUCAUUCAAUGAAACCACGGUGGCCUUCAAGAGCUGAUCAACAAUUACUAGAAGCAAAAUUGCAAAUUGGGAAUGCUCAGUUCAAUGAAGAAGAUCAUAACCUUUAUCCUUCUGUGUUCCGUAAUAUUUCAAUAUUUAGGAGGAGCUAUGAAUUAAUGGAAAAGACUCUCAAGGUUUACAUAUACAAGGAGGGAGACAAGCCGAUAUUCAACCAGCCCGAGAGAGUUUUGAAGGGAAUAUAUGCAUCUGAGGGAUGGUUUAUGAUGCAAAUGAAAGCAAGCAAAAGAUUUGUUACCCGGAAACCGAAAGAAGCCCAUUUGUUCUACAUUCCUUAUAGCUCGAAAAUGUUGAAAGCAACUCUAUCCCCCAACUCUUAUGAUCGUGAGAGUGUGGUACCAUACCUGAAGAACUACCUUGACAUGAUUUCAGGGAGAUACAGUUUCUGGAAUAGAACCAGUGGAGCAGACCAUUUUCUUGUUGCCUGUCAUGACUGGGGUGCGGAUGAAACAAGACAAUUCAUGGGUACUUGCAUAAGAGCCAUCUGCAAUACAGAUGUCGAAAAAGCCGGUUUUCAAUUGGGAAAAGACGCUUCUCUCCCUGAAACAAAUGUUCGUCAUCCCGAGAAUCCAUUAAGAAAUCUUGGAGGUAAACUCCCUUCCAAACGGUCGGUUUUUGCUUUCUUUGCAGGCAAAAUGCACGGUUACCUUCGUCCAAUUCUGUUACAACAUUGGGAAAACAAAGAUCCUGACAUGAAAAUCUUUAGAAGACUCCCAAAAAUGAAAGAUGACAAGAACUAUGUUGAGUAUAUGAAGAGUAGCAAGUUCUGUAUAUGUGCCAAAGGUUCUGAAGUUAAUAGUCCUAGAGUUGUGGAGGCCAUCUUCUAUGAGUGUGUUCCUGUGAUUAUAUCUGACAAUUUCGUGCCGCCUUUUUUCGAGGUUUUGGAUUGGGAAUCGUUUGCAGUUUUCAUUCAGGAGAAAGAUAUUCCAAAUCUGAAAAAUAUUCUUGUUUCAAUCCCGAAAAAGAGGUAUUUGGCGAUGCAUGAGAGGGUUAAACAGGUACAACAACACUUUCUUUGGCAUAGCAAGCCUAUUAAGUAUGACAUCUUUCAUAUGAUCCUGCACUCCAUAUGGUAUAAUAGAGUUUUUAGAGUAAACCCCUAGUAGGUUGUGUG